AAGGAGGUGACAGUUUUGCAAGUCUCAGCACAAAAAUAAUUUGCAAGUGUUGUGAAAUUUCCAAUUUCUCAAGAAAUUUUGCCAUGACAUGCAGCUAGCAUCAUAGCAUUCGACAGAACAUAAAUCACAAAGGUUGCCAUGUCAGGGACUGAAAGUUCACUGUUGGCAAAGUGGACGGGCAGUCAUGGGUUGUCAAGUUCGCUUCUGUCCAGCUCACUGGUAUCUUCCAAUACUGAAUCUAGUUUACAGAGAAAGUCUGACGAUUCACAGAGAAAACGUAAAUCUGAGAUCACUAGAACAGUAGAGAAGAAGAAAACAAAAGACGUCUCAGAUAAGAAAUCAACUCUAUCAGGUGGUCUGCUCUCUUCGGGUCUGCUUCAGAAAUAUGGUACAGGUUCACUCUCGGGACAGUCUGCUGUUUCCAUGACAACUAGAACACAAGGUACAAGUUUUGGAACCAGCAGCAGUUUGUUGUCUGGGUCAGGAUUAUCAUCAUCAGGGCUUUUGAAGAAAUCGCCAGUGGAGGGAGGCUCUAUUACUCAAUCUUCACUGUCAUCAUCAUUGUUGAGCAAGCCGUCCAGAGACCUUAGUGACAUGUUGUCAGGGAAACGGACAAGGUCGCAGGUCAGCAGUGGUGGGAGCAGUCAGGCCAGUCACAGAUCAGAAUUACUGGGGUCACCCAAACUUACCACUGUCUCUAAGAAAUUAACAGGAGGUGGGUCAUCAUUAACAAGUGGCUCAGCCUUCUUAUCCAAAGCUCCACCCACAUCUUCUCUAAGCUCCACCUUGAUUGAAACAAAAUUUAAGGAAACAGGAGGAUCAUUGUCAAUGGGUUUGACAUCUGGAUUGAAAAGUGAUUUACUGAGAAGUACAAGUGUGACCUCUUCAAAGUCAGAAGAGGCAAAACCAAAGAAGGGGAAAGGAGAGAAAAAGAUGGGCAAAGGCAGAAAACGUGCCAGAUUUGAUAAGCAUGCAGCUCCACCCCCAUCUUACAAUUUAUCCAAUGAGAUUUCAGCAGGGCGGGAAAUAGAGAUGCCAAGGUUCACACCUCCAGAUAGAGACAGAUCACUUAUAAUAGCUGCAAAAAUUCAUGAUGUCAAUGGUUUGAAGUUUGCCCUAGUGAAUGCUGUGAGUGGCUCACUGAUAUGUCAGCCAGAUUUCCGUCUCGGCACGGAUCCUACACGGGUAGCUCUUGUAACAAUGGCUCAGAAGGUGAUCUGCUAUGAUCCGGAGUUUGUUCUCAAGGUUGCACUGUAUACAAGAAAACAGUUGAACAUCAGAACUACAGCAAACUUUAUGUUGGCUCUGGCAUCACACAUGCCAGCCUGCAGACCUUACCUGAAGAAAUACUUCAGUGCAUCUAUAGCCCUGCCAUCUGAUUGGAUAGAAGUUGCCGAGAUCUAUUCUGCAUUCCCAGAAAAGACAUUACCUCUUGGUUCCUUGCCUUCAGCUUUGAGACGUGCCAUGGUAGCCAAGUUUCCUGACUUUGACAAGUAUCAGCUUGCCAAAUAUAACAAGGAGAGUUCCAAAAAGAAGAAAAAGAAGAAGUUGAGGAAAGCCGAAGAAGCAAAGGGAGGAGUCUCCACGAGAGGGGGUAGAGGGCGUGGAGGGAGAGGUAGGGGUCGUGGAGCUGCAGCUACUAGAGGAAGAGAUGGAGCAGCCGCUGGCAGGGGUCGUGGCUCAAUGUUGGACUCCGACAGCUCAAGCUCUGGGUCAGAAAUUGACUCGGAUGAAGAAGCUGAAACUCACAGACAGAAUCAAGCAGAGAAAGGUCUGGAUAGUGUUAUGUUUGAUGAUGGAGAGAGUCCGGAACAGCUGCAGAAAAUGAGUUUUUCGAUAAAACAACUGAUCAGAAAACUUCAUAUAACAGAACCUGUAGAGCAUGUUAUGUGUCUCAUUGGGAAAAAGUAUCCAAGUUCACUGGAUGAGUUUUACCGGUCUCGAUUACCAGGCACCUACGAGGAGGAGCGUGCCGGAAAGAGGAUGAAACUUCCUGUUCCUGAAACAUGGGAGACACAGGUGUCACUUAAAGGGAACAAGGCUUCUACGUGGCAAGAAUUGUUAGACCAUAAGAAGCUACCAUUCAUGGCUAUGUUAAGGAACUUGAGGAACCUGAUUAAAGCAGGCAUCUCCUCGAAACAUCACACUGGAGUCAUUCGGAGACUGACAGAUGAGAGGUCUGUGAUCAACAGCAAACAGUUUCCAUUCCGAUUUUUCUCGGCAUAUGAAGUCCUCGAACAACUACAGAAAGACUAUGACGCUUCUCAGGCAGCUAUUGUAGAUGAGGCGGUGAGAGAGACAAGUGCUCCUAGAGGUGGAGCUACUGGCAGAGGGCGUGGUAGAGGUAGGGGUGGAGCAGGAGGAAAGACUACUGAAAAAUUGACAGCAGAAAACUGGUGGAUCAUUAAAAAGCAAAGAAAAAUGGACAAGAAUAAGAAACCAAAGGAGACACCUUUUGAUUCAAACUUAAUAAAUCGUUACCGUAAGGCCCUGGACACUGCAGUGAAACUAGCAACAGUGUACAAUGUUCAGCCAAUCAGAGGACGGACAAUUAUUCUGUGUGAUGUGGGUCCUAACAUGAAGAUACCAUGUACAGCAGCCAGAGGUCUUGGAAAACCUAGAACGAUGCAAGAAGUGAGUGUUUUACUUGGACUGAUGUGUAAAUACUCCUGCGAGGAUUGUACCAUGGUGAUUUUUGACAGCUCCACCUCUAUGUACUGUACUGUACAACUUGAGAGUGGAACCAUCCUAGAAAAUAUGGCUACAGUUUUGGAGAAGGACAUUUCAGAGGACCCAAAAGCCCGCUAUACCAAAUUGCAAGCAGAUCUGCCAAUGUCAGUGCUGUAUGACAACCUUAGAGACAGGGUACAGAUUGACAACCUGCUGCUGUUGACUGGAGGAGGUGACCAGUAUGCUCAAAGAUAUGUGUUGAAUUCUUACCUGGAAAUAUACAGACGGCUUGUGAACCCUGACCUUCUUUAUGUCAAUGUGUCAUUUGCUGGAAGGUCAUGCGGAUUUGCGACAGAUAUAAAGCCUGAACAUGACAAUGAUAUAUACAUCUCUGGAUUUAGUGACCAGAUUCUCAGAUUUAUCGCCGAGAGAGGAGAAGGUGGUCAGCUUCGACAUAUAGAGAAGAUUGAUGAGGCUUUCAAUUUGAAACCUCUGCCGUCUGCUCCUGGGGAGAAGCCAGCUCCACCUAAACUUGAUAUAGAGAAACCAUUACAGAUAGCAUCACAAACACCAAGCUGGAGAACUGCCAGAGUUUUUAUUUCAUCAACAUUCCGCGACAUGCACGGGGAAAGAGAUCUCCUGACACGAUAUGUGUUCCCAGAGUUACGUGCCCUUGGAAAAAAACAUUUUAUCAAUGUGUAUGAGGUGGAUUUGAGAUGGGGAGUCACAGAGGAGGAGACAAAACAGUCAAGGACUCUUGAGUUGUGCUUGUCGGAAGUUUCAAGAUGUCAGUUCUUUGUCGGAAUUCUUGGAGAACGGUAUGGCUGGGUUCCAGAUAAAUACGAUGUUCCAGACACUCCAGAGUUCAAAUGGGUGAAGGAGUAUCCGCUAGGAGCUUCUGUCACAGAACUUGAAAUACAGGCAGCAGCGCUCGGACAUAAAGACAAAACUGAUAUGAGGGACAAGGCAUUUUUCAUGUUCAGGGACAAUUCAUUUGAAAGUGAUAUUCCAAAGAAAUACCGUGAAGACUUUGAGUGUGAAAGUGACAGAAAUAAAGAAAAGAUGGAUGCGUUGAAGCGCAGGAUACGCGUUAGUGGCCUUGAAGUUUUUGACAAUUAUCCCUGUCACUGGGGUGGUGUUGUGGAUGGUAAACCUAUUGUUGCUGGUCUGGAACAGUUCGGACUACGGGCAUUGAACAACCUCUGGAAUGGUAUUCAAAAAUGCUACCCUGAUGAGGAUGCAAUGAUGGAUGAAACCAGUCACGCUAACAAACUACAUGGUGCCUUUGUUGAACGACUGAAGAAAGUUUUUGUUGGACGUUCCAAACUGAGAAAGGAAUGUGUGAAAAUGAUGUCAGACAUGUCAUCAGGAGUUAUUGCCCUUGCUGGAAAACCGGGCACUGGAAAGUCAGCUCUGCUGGCAAGUUUGAUAACAGAUUACCAGCAAGCAUCCAAGUGUGACAGUGGUCUGUCAAUACUUACACAUUUUGUUGGUGCUGCGCCAGGCUCCACAAACAUCGUAGCAACUCUGAAACGACUGUGCCAUGAACUGAACACUAGAUUCAGCCUCAAUUUGGAAAUACCAGAAGACAUGAAGAACUUGGUUGCUAAGUUUGAAGAGAUGUUACAGGAGUCUGCAACCUACUGUGGUUCCCCUCUUGUAGUGUUUAUUGAUGGUUUAGACAACAUGGAACCAGCACAUCUUCCACACAAUCUAGACUGGUUACCAGAGGUUGUCCCAAAGAAUGUGAUAUUUGUUAUAACCUGCCUGACACAAGGCAAAUUCCACCAGUCGCUACGGAGACGAAAGGUCACAGAGGUCACUGUAGAAGGUCUGGACAUGUGGGACAAGGCCGAGGUUGUAAAGAGUCAUCUAGCUGUACAUAGCAAGGCUUUAGAUGAGUCACCAUUUAAUAACCAGAUGAAACUGUUGGUGUCCAAGAAGGAAGCAAAUGUUCCCUUGUACCUAAGUCUUGCUUGUGAGGAACUGAGAGUAUAUGGUCUCUUUGAAAAGAUGACAUCCAAGCUGAAGGCAUUACCUCAGACAGUUCCCACACUUCUACAGGAAGUAAUGUCACGAAUGGAGACUGACCUUGGGAAAGAUACCAUAGCAACAGCAUUGUCCCUUCUUGUUUGUGCCAGAGAUGGUCUUGAGCAAGUUGAACUACAUGACCUCUUGAGUUUGUUUGGAAUUCUGGGAGGUGAAAAACCAAAGGUCAAAGAGAUAAUGAACAUGAAACCGAGUCCAGAGGAAUGUGUGCCGUCUGCUGUUUUUGCCCAGUUACAGAGAGCCUUACAGGGAUUUCUCAAUGAUCCACUUGACUCAUGGAGUAGCAGAUUAAGUCUGUCCCAUGUAGAUAUAAUACAGGCAGUGAGACAGAGGUACUUGAAGUCUGCUGGUGCCAUGGAAACAGAACUACAUCUUCACCGUCUGAUUGCUGGAUAUUUCUACAGUCUGGCAGAUCCAGAGAGAGAUGGUACAUUUAGUGGAAAGUCUAUACGUGCAUUCCGGGAACUGCCAUAUCAUUUGAACAAGUCUGGUAGUUUUGCUGACCUGGAAGAUGUCGUCUGCAACCUUAAGUUCAUUUACAACAAGUGCAUGCUGGGAUUGACAGCUGAACUCAUAGAUGACUACCAACCGUUAGAAACAAGCAACAAGACACAAGAGCGUGAACAGAUGAAAUUUUUUGAGAAACCUGCUGUGAAGGAAUAUAAAUCCUUUGUCUCCAGGAGUUUACAUAUACUCUCAAGUCAUCCAGCAUUGACCUGGCAGCAAGCUUACAAUGAAAACUCUACCUCCCAACCUGCAAGAGAUGUACAGACUGUACUCAAUUCUGACACCAUUCCCAGAAGUCAGAAAUCUUUGAUUGAGUGGAAUAGUAAACCAGUCAACAUUGACCCAUGCUACCUCACUAUAUCCAACUUACCCGAGCCAAUGACAUGUGUUAGUAUAUCCCAUGAUAACAGACAGUUUGCUUGCGGUGGACUGGACUGUCUUGUACAUCUGUAUGAUCUCAGUACUGGAAAGGAGAUAAGAAGUUUCAGAGGACAUGCCGAUAAAAUAACAGAUGUAUGUUUUGUUGGUAGUAACAAACUAUGUAGUGUAUCUUCCGAUGCUUCAGUCAGUGUGUGGGACGUCAGUGAAGGUCAUAGACUGUUUUCCCUGAAAGGUCACCAGAGACGGGUGAAUUCCUGUUCUUCAGAUAAAUCAGGAAAUGUUCUGGCAACAGCAUCCUGGGAUUGUACAAUUAAAAUCUGGGACAUGAAGAAAGGCAGUAUGAUAUGUGAAUUCAAAGUUGGAUCCCCAGUGAAUUGUGUGAGUUUCCAUCCCGAAGGUCAGAAGAUAGUGUCAGGACAGUGGGACAGUACAAUCAAAAUCUGGGACAUUUUCCAUAAAACAAAGAAAGCAGUAUUGCGAGGUCACCAGUCGUCAGUACGAGAUGUGGCCUACUCACCGUCAGGACGUCAUAUUGCCUCAGCAGCUCUAGACGGAGAUGUUAAACUAUGGGCAGCAGAUACUGGCUCACAAGUUGGUAACAUUGAGGGACAUGCGUUACCAAUAAAUAAGUUGACGUUUUCACCAACUGGCAAGGAACUCAUUACAGUUAGCGAUGAUCACAAGGUCAAGGUGUGGUCAGGUCAUCUUGGAAAACCAAUCAUAACUGUUGGCACAGAACAACUAGGCCCAGCAGUUUCCAUUGCUAUAUCACCACAACAGGAUUUGGUUGCUAUUGGAUACCAUUCAGGUGUAAUCAAAGUGCACGAUGUACUGUCUGGUACUGAGUUAUAUUCUAGUCAGGUGCAUACAGCUUCUGUAAGAUGUCUGAAGUUUAUGUCGUCUGCUUUCUUACUGUCAGGGUCAGAUGACUGUUCAGCAAAGAUACUGAAGGUUAACUUGAGGAAUUCGUGUGUAGUCACAACUCUAACACAACCAGUUCUUAGUGCAGACAUAUGCCAGAAUUACUUUGCUAUCACUUCGGUGGACUGUACAUGUUCUGUGUAUGAAAAUCCAUUGAAAUACAGUUCAAAUGAAAGGACUAUCUUGAAGAGUGUACCAACUAGAAUUUGUGUUAUGGGAACACACACUGGACCUGUGACAAGUUGUGCCUUCAAUCAAAAUGGAAACAGGAUUGCUACAGGCAGCAGAGAUAUGAGUGUGAGAAUAUGGGACAUUAUUGCCUGUACAUUUGACGAGCAGAAUCCUACACCCUUACAUACCAUACAUAAUGCACAUGAUGACUGGGUCACAGAUUGUAGAUGGUCAAACACUGCAGACUUCAUCAUCACAGCUUCCAGUGAUUUCAAUCUCAAAGUUUGGGAUGUAUCAAAGAUUGGCAAUGUACCAGGUGAAACAACAAAAGAGUCCACAGGAGAUGGUGCAUGUAAAGUGAAGUACAGUAUGAAGGGACACAUGGCCUCUAUCAACCAUAUAGGCUAUAGUUAUGGAUGUGUUGUAUCAACAUGUGCUGAUGGGUCAGUAAAGAUGUGGUCUCAUAAAGGUGUAGAAAUCACUACACUGUACGGACAUACACAGAGGGCAAACGGCUGUGAUAUAUCUGUCAAACUUCUUGAUGAAAGUCUGCAAGAUAUGGAUGGAGACUGGGGUCAAGAUGAGGAGAAACCAGACAAGAUGUUACAACCCAAACUAGAUAAUGUUAUGGUUGCAACCUGUGGGGAUGAUGGAACGGCCAGACUCUGGUACCCUCUUCAGGCGAAUGAACUUUCCUGCUUGACUGGUCAUUCUGACAAGGUGCUCUCAGUUGCCUCUGACAACCAAGGUCGUCUGUGUACCACCUCAUUGGACAAGAGUAUCAAGUUGUGGUCAUGUGAUCAGGAAUCGCAGACUGUGAUUGGUGGACAUGAUGCACCAGUGACCUUUGUGUGCAGCAACUUUAACGGAGAUAGUCCAGUUAUACUAACAGGAAGCAGUUACCAAAUUACAAAUGUUUGUCUUCAUUCAUUCAUUUGUGUUUCUUUUUUCAGAGAUGGUGUAGUUAAGUUAUGGACAUCAACAAACAGUCAAUCAAAAUACAUCUGUGUGGCCACUUUGAAGGCUCAUACAAAGGCUGUAACCUGUGGUAGUUGGUUGAAUACAUCAACAUUUGUGACUGGGUCUGAUGACGAGUACAUCUCCACCUGGAAUCUUAUUGAAAUCAAUGGAAAAUUAGUCAGUGCAAGAAGGACAAACACAAUGAAGACCGAUUCACCAGUUCUCAGCUUGAACACAAGAAAUGACCCCACUGACAACUAUAUUUAUACCACAGAGUGGUCAGGAGCUAUCAAAGUGUGGGAUACAAAACUGAUAGCAUCUAAACAAACAGAUUAUGAUCAUUCGUCAUGGUUAUUGAAGAUCAAAAGUGAUAUUAGUGGCAGACUUUCGGUGACAACAAUGGAUGGCAAUGUGAUGUUAGUGAAUCUGACAGAGGUCAAGGGUAAGGUGACUGUAGGUCAGACUACAAGGGUUAGGGUUCAGAAUGCUGAAUCAGCACCAACAGACAUUCCAGCUCACAAGGUGCAACCAAAUUGGAUAACGGACAUUGUCAAUGCUGGUGGGUCAAAUAUCAUUGUAGAUUCGAGGGGACAAGUCAACUACACGGACAAGCACACAGGAAGUGAAAAGAGUGUUAAGGUGCAUGCGGCUGAGAUAACCUGUGUUGAGAGGGAUCAGGGAUUUACCUUUACAGGAUCCAAAGAUAAAACUAUUAAAAUCUGGGACAAAGACAUGAACCAGGUUGGUCAGUUUUUCUGUACUUCACCUGUUACAUCCAUGAUGGCAGUAGGCAACUCUACAUCACGACAGGUACCAAUCGUAUAUGGUGACGAACUUGGAUUUGUCAAUUUCCUAACAUGGAAUUGUUGCUAGGCAACUAAAUACUGGAUGUGCUAAACGAUACACUAAAUAGUGCUGUGACUUUAAUAUACUUCAUUUUGCUAUGUUUCCAUAGACGUCUUGUACAUAGUAUAAAAAUGAUCGUACGAGUAGUAAUCUGUGAUACCCCGGUAUAUAUUUUGAACAUUCAGUAUUUUCAAAGAGUUUUAGCCGGUUUAAAUGCAAGUGUGAAUGAGAUUUUUUAUUGCCAUAUUUGUAACUAUGAACUGCAAAUGAAAUCAUAUAACAUAUCAACAAGAUGCUGCUUGACUUUUAUGUAAAUUAGAAUGAAAAAUUUUCAUUGGUGUAAAUAGGUUACGUGACCUUGAUCAAAAGUACAGGUGAUUGGAAGAUAAUCCAGUACAAGUGAUAAAACAGGUCUGAUAUACAUGGCUUUUCUCUUGUGUUUCUUUCCUUUAUAAAUUAUUGCUUUAUCAUAUGUGUAUAUAGAUUUAUGCAUUAUAUUUUUGUUAUGAAUGUGUUGUUUUGUUGGUUCUGUAGGGUAGAAAGAAGUACUGUAUUCUGCCUGUUACUGUUGUAGUAUAAGGGUUAUAGUUGUAACGAGAGUGUUAAAGUUAUAAAAUGUUUGGUUAUUUCUAGAUUUGUACGAGAGGUUAAAAAAGUAGUGGUACAAGACUCGAAUGCAUCAUGUUCUGUUUAUUGUAGUAUGGGAGAUACGAGUGUGCAAGAGUGUAGUCCUGUACUGUUUAUAGUUUAAGAGGGUAAGAGUGAGUCAUGUAUCAUUGUUGCCAAAUGUAGUUAUUGGAGAUACAGUACCACUUUUUCUUGGUAUGAUACUUAUAUUGUUGCUAGAGUAAUUGAAGAAAGAUGCAACUGUGUUACUUUGUUUUAAAUGUUUUUUGUUGGAGUGAUAUAGGUACAUAGUUAUUUAUUAAUGUUUUAUACUUAUAUUGGUUGUUAAAUGAAAAAAAAACAUAAAAUAUUUCCUAAUGGAAAGGAAAAAAUAUUCACUGCCACAUUGUACAUAAGUAUGUGAUAAUUGUACAUAAGUAUGUGAUAUUUCUUGUCUUGUAUAUAACACACCAAUCUUUUUAUGUUUGUGAAAUUUAUAUAAUAUUAUAUGCUUUCAUUGGGUAUUUUAUAUUUUUGUCAGGUAUCAAUUUCAAUUUUCUUGUCUUUUCUUAUGUACUUUUUCACAUACCUAAAGUUUCUUUCAUAUGAUUAAUGUGUCAAAUUCAUAUGUAUGUAUGUAUGUAGGCAAUUGAGUUAUGAAUGGCUUAGUGAUGUGGUCAACAUAGCAAUGUAUGUAUGUAUGUGUGCAUGCAGGCAUUUGAGUGGCUGAGUGAUGUGACAACAUAGCAAGCAUGUAACUGCAAGUUGUGAAUGGUAUAUCAGGCAUGUGAUUGAGGGAAGAAUGGCAUAGUAGACAUGAUAGUUUGUGAGGGGCAUAGCAGGCAUCUGAUUGGGAGUUGUGAGUGGCAUAACACCCUCAUGAUUGCAAGUUGUGAAGUUGUUAGAAAACUCCACUUCAGUGAAAUAUAUUUUUGAUUUAAGCAAUGUUUUUGCAGAGAAAAUUAAAACUUUUUGGAUAGUAUUUUUAGAUCUGAGAAGCACUACUAAAGCAGUUCUGUGUUAUACACAUUUGGCCAACAGUAGGAACUGAUGUUGCUUCAGAAAUCAUUUUUCCAAAUAUUAAUUUGUAUGUUGCAUAUAAUAACAGAAUAGGUGGAUAGUUUUGUUCUUGGAGUUCGAUGUUAUAACUCUUAAAAGAGACCCACCUCCGGAUAAACACCAGAAUAUACUGAUAACCAACCCAGAUAAACACUAUAACGUAUGUUACACAGCUAGAUUACCGGUACAUGUUUUUACUGCAUGACCAACACUCGUGUGAUUUAUAGAUAUUUUACAGACACUGUGUUUUAAUAAAUGAAUACUGCUGAACUCAUUAAAAUUAUUUUCACAAUUUCUAACAAAUGAAAUUACUGUCUUUUCUAAAUUUUGAGAAAUAUGACAUAAUUCCGGAGGUGUGCCUCUUUAAAACAAAAUCGAAAUGCAGUAGAAUGGUUUAAUUUCAAAUUUAGAUUUACUCCUUUUUUACCAAAACAAAAUAACAAAUAUGUUGGUGAUAGUAAUUGUUUAUCCAGUUUUUGUUGCACAAAGUCUGUGAUUGAGUUUUAUUUAAAUUUUAUUUUUGAUUUCCAUUUUUUUUUUCUACUUUCCAAUUAUCUAACUGUGAAGUACAGACCUUAUAUUUACUAAGAAAUAAUUCCUUUACUGGGGUAUGUAUUACAAUUUAGAUAUGUACAGAAUGAAAAACGGCAGUCUUUGUAGAUCAAAGCUAGAGUUUUUAUUCUCCCAGUAAUUUGGUUUGUAUGCAUUAAUAGUGCAAUAUUUAAACUUUUGAUACCAUUAUUUAUACAUAUAUUUUUGUUACACGAUUCAGUAAUAAAAUAUGAAUACAA
Mercenaria mercenaria is the source of this 10961-nucleotide messenger RNA. Its product is annotated as telomerase protein component 1-like. The transcript has 59 exons. Gene Ontology annotation, biological process: telomere maintenance via recombination. The coding region runs from base 139 to 8532 and encodes 2797 amino acids. Lineage: Eukaryota; Metazoa; Mollusca; Bivalvia; Venerida; Veneridae. The record is from RefSeq and is a predicted model, not a curated record. Gene Ontology annotation, cellular component: telomerase holoenzyme complex. Gene Ontology annotation, molecular function: protein binding; ATP hydrolysis activity; telomerase activity.